AUAAGCAACAUCUUGUUUUUUGUUUCACCACCCAUAUGUAUGUACUUGUUCCUUCAAUAUGCAACCUGCUUCAACAGUGGCAUAUAUUUAAUAUGGACUCUGCUAGUUGUGGUUGGAAUCGGAUCUGUUUACUUUCAUGCCACCCUUAGUUUCUUGGGCCAGAUGCUGGAUGAGCUGGCUAUUCUCUGGGUCCUGAUGUGUGCCCUUGCCAUGUGGUUCCCUAGGAGACACCUGCCCAGAGUUUUUUGAAAUGACAGGAGCUGUUUUAAAGCUGCUGGUGGUGUCCUGUCUGGAGUUACUACCUGUCUCGCCUUCAUUAAGCCUGCCAUCAACAACAUCUCGCUAAUGACUCUGGGUGUUCCCUGCACAGCUUUGCUCAUUGCUGAGUUGAAGAGAUGUGAAAAGCUGCGUGUGUACAAACUGGGUCUCUUUUCAGGUCUUUGGUGGAUGCUAGCACUUUUCUGUUGGAUCAGUGACAAAGCAUUUUGUGAGAUCUGGUCCUCAUUUAACUUCCCCUAUUUGCACUAUGUAUGGCACAUUUCGAUUUGUCUUGUGGCAUACCUGGGCUGUGUCCGCUUUGCUUACUUCGAUGCUGCCUCUGAGAUCCCUGAGCAGGGCCCUGUCAUAAAGUUCUGGCCCAGUGAAAGAUGGGCACUCAUUGGGGUUCCCUACAUCACCCUUCUCUGCACACACAAGAAAUCACCUCUGAAGAUCACAUGAAGCUAAGCUGGUCAUGGAAUGGGGAUGGAGUUUCAACUUACAUUCCAGCACUGACAAUAUUUAAAUAAUGAUAAAUGAAUAGGGUUGUGUUUUAUCUUAUUUCUAAGAUAUGCAGCACUUCAGGUGUCAUAGAAAGAGGAGGCAAGCGUGAUUUCCUCCCUCUGGAGAGGAAAGAGGAAGCAAGAAGGUGGAGGCUCUCGAACACUAAGGUAACCACUAGCUUCUCUAGUUGGCUCUGUUUUGCACUGUGUUUUCAAUGUAGCAUUUCUUGUGAUAAAGUCUCUUUCCAAAUACCAGUGUCAAGGAAUGAUGUUUCUAAAGUAGGUCACCGCUGGUACUUGAUUCACUUCUUUUGUAACUUCUGGCUUAAGGCCACCUUUGUGAAAGAAGCCAGUCCAAGAUGCCUACAUGUCCUUCUGUGUCCUUCUUAGCUCUGAUUUUGAUGUGGUUGCACAUGACCACAAGAGUGUGCUCGAAGCACAUGCUUCUCUCAGCCUAGCUGUGCAUCACAUUAGCUCACGGAGUAUGUGGUUGCUUCCCCAAGUACAACAGGAGACCAGUGCAAAGUGUUUGCAAGUGGGUAGCUGGAUCAGUGCAGUUAGGCAGUGUAAAUGCGGGAAUAGCUGACAGAAGAUUCAGUCCCUAAAACUGUAUAGGAGUUCAAGGGUUUUGAACUUUUCUGUAUUUCCACUGACCUAUGGACAUUUGUAUGGUACAUAUUUCCCUCUCACAGAAAUGUCAUAGAAAUCCCUCUACCUCUGCAGACAUGUUUAGUCUUGAAUUUUGCGUCGCAGCUAAAACAGAAGUUUAAUAUUACCUUCAGUGAGGUGUCAGGUCAGCAUGGGUUGACAGUGUGAUUAAACUAUAAAAACUCAUAGGUGCCUAGCUGUAUGUGUAAUUUGAGAGUUACUUUCUCACCAAUGCAUUGCAAAGUGACAUGAACAGUACUCUGCUAGUUAUGAAAAAAAUAGAUAACCACAUAAAAAAGAAGCUGAAGACUUAGAUUUCAGUGAGCAAUGAAAUGUGAUAUUGAGUCUUGCAUUCUUACAAAAGAACAAUAGAUUGAAAUUUUCUGUUUGUUUUCAGCCUGUUUUGUAAAGAUAAGGGAUGUCUAGACCCACUUAUUUUUAAGAUUAUACUUUGGGGUUGAGCUUCAGGAAUGUCUGUGGUUCUUGCAAGCAAUUUAUGCUAAGUCUGUUUAAAAAAUUGUGCAAAGUCCAGGCAUGUUUUUCAGAUAUCAGCAACAGUAGCUGCUAAUAUGGCAAAAAUAGGGUCUGCUUACAUUCCACCUAAUAUCAGAACUGUAAGUGGAUUAAGGCUUUGGAUAUACACUUUUCUUAGCAAGUGGUAUUUCCUUUUUGAGUAUUAGACCAGGAAAUACCACUUCCUCUGUGUUUUGCUAAGAAGUCUCGUGUUGUACUUGCUUUUUAUCAAUGUGAAAAUGUACUCUAUAUUGUCUUUAGGAAAGUGGAUUUUGACAAGAACUUUGGGGUGAAUUAACUUUCAAGCAUAGUAAAACCUUCCGGAUAACUUUUGUAUUCAAAUUUAUGCUUAGAAAACAAGAGCUAAGAUGUAUGCUGUUACAUGUAAUGUUGUUAGUGGGAGAUACGACUGUCUUCUGGAUAACUUCAAACUGAGUAAGUAGCCUACUGUCAGACUAACUGACAGAUCAUGAAAGCAGCAAAAUAUGUCCAGUGGAAAAAUGCAGAUUUACACCACUUGCUAGUAGAUUUGUCUGAGAGAAGCCUGGUUUUGGGACACAGUCAUAUAAUUUUUGUAUGAAGCUUGUUUGUAAAAAUUCAUACAGUAAUGCUUGUUACUCUUUGAAACACAGCAGCUUUUUCCUUUUCCUUCCUCUCUCCCUGAUUUUGAAAUGCUCAGUUUCAAACACUCCUCUGGUUUGAAAUCAGUCAUAUGAUUAGAUACUUAUACAGAUAGGCUUGCUGGCUGGAACCCAGCUAAGGUUGCUGAUGCCUGAUAUGGCCCUACUUUGAAUAAGAUUUUUGAUAUUUUUCUUUGCUAAAUUAUUAUGUUAUGGUAAAUAAGUUAUUUUCAUUAUUGCUUGGGAAAUUAGUAACUGCAGACAUAAUGUACUAUUCAAAAUUACUAAAGCCUUCCUACUUAAUAUUUUGUUUGAAAGCAACCUCUGACUCAGAGGGCUCCAGUUAACCUGCUGUCAACUGCUGUCUUCUGCUCUGCAGAGUCUGUCUGCUCAGAAAGAAGUAAUUUUAUAAUUUAAAAAAUGGCAGUAGUGCAUUUGGUUAUUCCAGAGGUGAAUGAAUGCAGGUACAGGCCAAGUAUUAUCUCCUGUAUUUUUAUUAACUAGCCUCUAGCCUUUGUACUAUUUAUAGGAGAUUCUGUGAACAAAGAUCACUCUCUGAUAUUUAAAGUGCCACUGUAGAACUGGUUGGGAGUAUACCACUGUAACAUUAGCCCACCACUUUUAGAUGUAGUUACUGCACUUCACAUAAAAUUAAUAUUAACUUACAUGCUCUGACAAAAGCUACAUUUCUUUUAAAAAGUAAAAACAUGCAGUUUUGACCAGAUUCACAGCUUUGCAGAUUGCCAUUUGAACUAAGGCUCCAGUUCACGAUCACAUUAGUACCCAAAGAAGUAUGUGACUGGCACACAGUGGGGUUGUGUGCUACCCUGAUCAUACAGA
Messenger RNA from Tyto alba (common barn owl), 3382 nucleotides. RefSeq names its product alkaline ceramidase 2 (gene ACER2). Lineage: Eukaryota; Metazoa; Chordata; Aves; Strigiformes; Tytonidae. Gene Ontology annotation, cellular component: membrane. Gene Ontology annotation, biological process: ceramide metabolic process. Gene Ontology annotation, molecular function: hydrolase activity, acting on carbon-nitrogen (but not peptide) bonds, in linear amides. The transcript has 5 exons. The record is from RefSeq and is a predicted model, not a curated record.